This is a messenger RNA of Rhipicephalus sanguineus (brown dog tick), 857 nucleotides long. RefSeq lists its product as uncharacterized. Bases 21 to 488 code for a protein of 155 amino acids. Gene Ontology annotation, biological process: centrosome duplication; regulation of cytokinesis; centriole replication. The record is from RefSeq and is a predicted model, not a curated record. Gene Ontology annotation, cellular component: centriole. Lineage: Eukaryota; Metazoa; Arthropoda; Arachnida; Ixodida; Ixodidae. The transcript is spliced from 5 exons.
GAGGUGAUUGGCAUGCUCACAUGCAGGAUACGUUGGAAUGUGCGUUGCGCCUGCACGUAGAGCCCCACAUCUGCAGCGGACUGGUUACUCCGCAAGACGUUGAGCUGCAUCAGAGGCUCAUCACACAGCUAACGUCAGCAUGCCACGAGCUCCACGAUGUCUUCUUUGACAUUCCUGUUUCCGAGAGAAUGCAGCUGAUCUCCCAGCUGCGAUCACAAAAGGCUCGUCCCCCUCUGAAAAUUGCCAAGAGUUGCGUGGAGCAGGCACCGAAAAAGAUCUCCCUGGCCACGCAGAAGGUUCUGGAGAGGCGUCUCUCCAAACUGACUGGAAGAGGCCAGAACCUGAAAGUGGAGGUCAAGCGGCCAACUGCAGUUGUCCGAUCGCAGACCUUUGUCGCUACUGCCUCCGCAGACACCUGUCACACGGCUGGAGCAGCACCCUCAGGGACCACUCGCAAGAUAUGUCGUCUACCAAUGUACAAAGUGUGAUGUCAAGCGGCCUCCAUUGCCCGCAGCUUGAUUUUUUCAGCUGCUGUGAUAUUUUCUCUUUGCGAUGCCUUGCCAGUUGUGCCUUUCAGUUAUUGUUUUAUGGCCUACAGUUCGCAACCAGGCUCCAAAGUUAUAUAUAGCACGAAAAAAUGCUUGCAUGACAGACAACUUUGAUGUGUGGCAUGUCUUUUAGGUUGACUGUGCUGUCCUGUUCAAUAAUGAAUGUUUGCUUGUUUUACAGCAUUAAAUCAUGAUGAGCCUCCCGCUGCACAAUUGCGGUUUAGUGGCCAUUGUUUUCUUAAUCCUCACUUUUACCUUUUUUAUUAUUUUAUUCAACGCAUGAUGCUCUUUACCAAAUAAAUACUUCAA